Messenger RNA from Anopheles stephensi (Asian malaria mosquito), 507 nucleotides. Its product is annotated as dolichyl-diphosphooligosaccharide--protein glycosyltransferase subunit 4. Lineage: Eukaryota; Metazoa; Arthropoda; Insecta; Diptera; Culicidae. Bases 166 to 300 code for a protein of 44 amino acids. Gene Ontology annotation, cellular component: oligosaccharyltransferase complex. The transcript is spliced from 3 exons. The record is from RefSeq and is a predicted model, not a curated record.
GUCAAACUACGCAAAAGGGGGCGAUGACGUUUCAAUGUUGCAGUUGUCACAAAAACACAGAGGUUGUUUAUAAAGUUUCUGGGAGUGUUUGUGCUGGUGCAUCCUGCUUUUCCAAAGUUAAUUUAAGGCUACUUCAACGCACAUCAGCUACCAACUGCAUCCACCAUGAUAUCCGACGUGCAGCUGGCCGUGUUCUGUAACGUGCUGGGGGUGUUCCUCUUCCUGCUGGUCGUUGCAUUCCAUUACAUAAACGCCAACAUGGGAAGCAUGCGAGGCGGCCCAGGAUCAAGGCAUAAAUGAAACAUUCCUACCUAAUCCUGCACCUUUCCCGUGGUUGGAAAAACGACCGCAAGCCACGUGGCAUACAACAAUCCAAACACAAACCCCAGCAACUGCAUCAGAUUCGUUAAUGUGGCUCUAAAAGUGAAACUAUAACGAAUUCUCCUCUCCCAAUUCCGCUCCCAUAAACGAUGAACAAAUAAAAUCUCCUGAUAUACUUACAAAAAA